Molecule: messenger RNA, 1137 nt
Organism: Tetrahymena thermophila SB210
Lineage: Eukaryota; Ciliophora; Oligohymenophorea; Hymenostomatida; Tetrahymenidae
Product: archaeal ATPase
Exons: 7
Biological process (GO): meiotic DNA recombinase assembly; reciprocal meiotic recombination
Cellular component (GO): Rad51B-Rad51C-Rad51D-XRCC2 complex; Rad51C-XRCC3 complex; replication fork
Molecular function (GO): four-way junction DNA binding; crossover junction DNA endonuclease activity
Source: RefSeq, a predicted model, not a curated record
AUGGAAUGCUUUUAACUUAGUGUUAUUUCAUAUAUCUUUAAUGGUUAAGAGAAGAAAAUAUUAGAUGUGCUAAUAAAAAAAGGUAUUGCUACUUUAAAGGAUUACCAAGAAGCUAAAAAGCAAUAAAUAUUAUAGAAUAUUAUUUCAGUUGAAGAGCUGAACUUUAUAGAUAAAAUUUUACAAGAUUUACUUGAGUAGUUCUAGCAAUAAGAAAACAAACUAUAAAUGCAUUUACAAGAUUAAGAUUCUGAUAAUUCGUCAGAUGAUGAUGAUGAUGAUGAAGAUUAAAAUAAAAUUAGUGUAGAAAAAAGUAAAUAAGAUGGGGUUAACAUAAACUUAAACACUCAGGAAGAGCUUUAACCUUAGUUGUUUAUCAAUUAUUUUUAAACUCUUUCAAGUGAUAAAGAAGAGCGCUAGAUGUAAAAUGAAAUAAACACUUUUAUACAAUAUGGGCAAGUAACAGAAAUUUAUGGACUUCCUGGAUGUGGAAAGACUACCUUAUGCUUAAAUUAUGUAAAAAAUCACUAGUAUUAAAGCUAGAUGGCUAAUAGCAAAAAUUAAGUAUUAUAUGUGGAUUUUGAGAAUGGUAUGAUGAUAGAGAGAUUAAUAUGUAUAUUAAGUUUGAAGUCAUAAGUAAGAGUAAAAGAUAGUCUAAGUUAAAUUAUAUUAAAGAAUAUAUCCAAAGAAGAUGAAGCUAGAGUUUACAUGGAGAGAUUGACUGAUAUGCUUAGUGUGUGCCCUGAUAUAAAUUUUGUGAUAUUAGAUGGAUUUAUUCCAAAAAUUCUAUCUUAUAUUAGCAACCCAGAUUUUAACAGAAAAGGGAAUGUUACAAAUCUUUUAGCAGAUCUUAAAAAUUUCAUCAAAAAAAAGAAGAUUGCAUUAAUUUUAACAAAUACUGUAAGCUUUGAAAGAUAAAAGCACAACAGUUAAAAAAAUUAAGUACAAAAUCCUCCUUCCGAAUUUAGCACAGUCUUCAAUAAUUUUGUGGAUAAUAGGCUGUAUCUGUUUAAAUUACCUAAUAGUAUUUACAAUUACAUAGCACCUCUUAAGUUAAAUGAAUAUUCAGAAAAAAUAAUUGAUACAAAAAUCCCCUUUAAAAUAGAAGAGCAUGGAGUAGAAAUAGUUUUACAAAACUGA